GCGGGGCUGCGGACGGCGCGGGGCUGAAUGGGCGCGAGCGCGGCGCCCGCGGCGGGCGGGGGCGCGCGGCCCUGGCUGGGCGGCGGGCGGGCGCCCCAUCCCUAACAUGAGCGCGAAGCGGGCGGGCGAUGCGAAGCGGCGUCCCCUGCUGCCGCGGACCGAGGCGGAGGCGGCGGCGGCACCUGCCGGCCAAGCAAUGCAAAGUGAGUAUAAUGAUGUGAAGUUGAUUAGUGAUUGCUCCAAACCCUCCCUGCAAUGGUACAUCCGAGCUCAAAACAAGAUGAGAAGACCCAACUCGUUGUUAAAAGACAUUCUCAAGUGUAUAUUGUUUGUGUUUGGAGUGUGGAUCCUUUUCAAGUUAAAUUAUACUACUGAAGAAUGUGACAUGAAAAAUAUGCAUUAUGUGGACCCUGACCGCAUAAAGAGAGCUCAUAAAUAUGCUCAGCACAUCUUGGAGAAGGAGUGCCGGCCUGGGUUUGCGGAGAGGUCCAUGGGAACGCUGUUUGAGCACAGGUACAGCAUGAACCUCGCACCUUUCGUGAAGAGAACCCCCCGAGUGGAUGAAGCCGAGUACAAAUACGAGCCUCCCUUUGGAUUCCGGAAGUUCUCCCGGGAAGUGAAGACUCUCUUGGGACUCUUGCCGGAGGAUGACUUCCCUGAACACUUGAAAGCAAAGAGCUGUCGGCGCUGUGUGGUGGUCGGCAGUGGCGGGAUUCUCAAGGGACUAGAGCUGGGGAAGAUCUUGAACCAGUUUGACAUUGUGAUAAGGUUAAACAGUGCACCCGUUGAAGGCUUUUCAAAAGACGUUGGAAAUAAAACCACGAUAAGGAUGACUUAUCCAGAGGGCGCCCCACUGUCUGAUCUGGACUAUUAUGCAAAUGACUUGUUUGUUACUGUUUUAUUUAAGGAGGUAGACUUCAAGUGGCUUCAAGCAAUAAUAAAAAAUGAGACCUUGUCAUUUUGGGUGCGGCUCUUCUUUUGGAAGCAGGUCGUGGAAAAAAUCCCUCUGCAGCCAAAACAUUUCAGGAUUUUGAAUCCAGUUAUCAUCAAGGAGACUGCCUUUGACAUCCUUCAGUUUCCAGAACCUCAGUCAAGGUUCUGGGGCCAAGAUAAGAAUGUCCCCACAAUUGGUGUCAUUGCCGUGAUCUUGGCCACACACCUGUGUGAUGAAGUCAGCUUGGCGGGCUUUGGCUACGACCUCAACCAACCCAAAACCUCUUUGCACUAUUUUGACACUCAGUGCAUGGCCGCCAUGAACUUCCAGACCAUGCAUAAUGUGACCACGGAGACCCAGUUCUUGCUGCGACUGGUGAAGGAGGGCGUGGUGAAGGACCUGAGCGGGGGCAUCCACUGUGAAUUCUGAGCAGGAACCUGGCCGGAGGGAAGGCCUUUCCUCACCUUCUCCCUGCGCUCUUCCUGCUCCAUUCUUGGACAUGCAGCUGUGGUUUUUAACUUUGUGUUUAAAAACCUCCGAACAAGAAACAAUUUUAUUCAUCCCACUCUUUUUUUUAUUGGCCCUACUUCCUUGAAACCAGUGUUUUUGCACAAAAUUUUGUAAGCUGACCUUCCAGAUUGGCUGGGAAAGACUUUUCAAAGAGAAUGACAUCUGAUGGCGUUUUAUGACAUUUUAAACAAGUUCUUUUAUUUGUGAAGACUCUUGUCUUUGUCUGCUGUGCAUAGGAUGGCGAGGAGUUAAGUGGAAGGAGAAGCAGGUUGGUCCAGAGGGCCUGGCUGGACUUCUGUGUUCCUACACUGGGGGCAGUGAGAUGGCUUCCCCGUAGCUAAGCCAGCGGUAUUGAGCCGGCACCUCGAGCAAGGCUGCUCAGAGAAGUCUACUGCCCCUCUCUGCGGCCUCUUUGGCCCCUGGGGAAGACUGCAGCCCAUAUAGGAGAAUAGCGUUUCUCUGGUCUCAUGUCUUCAGUGUCUCUGUGGAUACUUGCAUGUUGCUUUUGAAAACUCUUUGUUUAGAGAGAAUGCACUUGGGCCAAGGACGUGGCUUGUAUGUGUGAAGCCCAGUUGCCAGUUGGAUCUCUGGCAAUGAGAGAGAGAGAGAGACAGAGACAGAGACAGAGAGAGAGAGAGAGAGAGAGAGAGAGAGAGAGAGAGAGAGAGAGAGAGAGAGAGAGAAUAUGCUUUCAUAGUCUUACCACUUUGAUGAAAAUUUGAAUAUUGGGACUCAGAUGGGUGGUCCAUGGCUGCCCUGUGGCUCAGGCAGGACCAGCAGGCCUGUACUGUAUAUCUCAGUGCCAUCUCCAGGGUAUAUUCAGAGCAUUUAAGACCAUUAUUAAGUUAUUAUUAAUAAGACUGUUACUAAGCAUUAUUAAGCAUUUAGUUGGUUUGACGCACCAACUCCCCAAUAAUUGAGUCCGUAUAAUGGAGUCAAGGGCUGGGUUAUGCGAAACUCACCCCCUUUUCCUAGAAUUGGGCCUCCAUCCUUUUCCCAGACACCCUUGCCUCUCCAGCUGCUGAGUGUCAUGGUGGGUGGUGGGGGCAGAGAGGUCCUAGCCCGAAGAUAAGGUGAGCCGUGGCUCUCAGUGUGGAUAAUUAGUUUUAAUGUGGAUAAAGGGGCUCAGGUUCUUGGUUUCAUAGGAGACAGAAGCUAAGGCUUUCAGUUUGUUAGCUGUCUUUCUCGGAGUUGGCAUUUCUGCUGGAGAUGGAGAUUGAGUCUCUUUUGUCUAGAUGCUUUCUGCCUCUUAUUUUUUCAAAGUAGGACAAGACCUGUCCGCCCAUGGGGACAUUUUCUGUCCCUGUCACCUGAGCCUCUCAAAGCUGUGGGAUGUACGGAGCCUGGUGCUUCGAAAAAUGCUGGCCUGAUCCCAUCUCUCUCCCUUGUCCUCUGUAUGACCUUAGUGCGUGUUCUGUCCAGGCCUCUUGACUUUUAUUCACUGGCAGGUAGUAAGUAUCCUAAUCCUAGCAUCUUAAACUAUGGGUCCUGGACCCAUAUGGAGUCACAUAACUGAAUGUGAAGGUCAUGAAAAUUUGUUUUAAAAUAAAUUUAUUAUUUAUUAUUAGUCAGUGUUUGAUUUAGUUCUUAUGCCUAGGGCCAUGCCAGAAAAUUUCUCUGGCAAAAGGAAUCACAAGUAGAAAAGAUUUAAGAAGCUUUGCCUUAAGUGAAUAAAAGGUGUAUGUUUUUUUUUCCUUUUUAAUAGGAUAUUCUACAAUUUAUUUAAUUAACUUAUUUUGGGGGUUUGGGGCCACACUCAGCAGUGCCCGGGGGUUACUCCUGGUUCUCACUCAGGGAUCACUCCUGGCAGGGCUUGGGGGACCAUAUGGGGUAACGGGGUUUGAACCCAGUUGGCCACAUGCAAGGCAAGAGACUUAAGUAAGUAAGUGGCUAAGUAGCCACUUAACUAUUUCUCCAACCCCAUCAGUCAUGUUUUUCAGAGACCUUUUAUGGAGUCCCCCUGCCAGUCAGAGUUGACCAGAGACAAUGUUAAAGAGCUUUUAGCACUUAACAUUUUUUGAAAUUUCCUUCUCUGCUUCAGGAUUGUUCCUAGACCCCACUCCCAACCUCAGCAGCUUUUCUAGAAAAUCUUCUAGGCGCACCAGGGUGGCCUGACUGAGUUCAGAAGCUGAGGGCUCAUCAGCCCUCCUCCAGCUUGGCCUAGUUUUAUAGGCAUGCACAACCUCCCUCCAAAAUGGAUGGAAUGACUAGUUUUGAGGUGACUUAGGACAAUGUACCUGUACUCUGUAUCUGACAUGCUCCUUCCUGGAACUCUGAGCCACUGAAAAUUUUAGUUGGGUUUUUAUUUGUUUUCCUGGCAGCGAGCUUAUUCUUUCCAUAAACUCAGGCUGGCCAUAGAAUAACAGGAACUAUAGUGACUUAUGUCCUUAUCACCUGCGUAUUUUCAGAGCUAAAAUCGGGAUAUUCUAAAUGACCUCUUAGGUUCUAGGUGUUGCAUUACCUUCUACCCUACUCCUCUGUGUCAUGCUGUUUUCAUUUCAUUUCCCAUGAAUGUGUAAUAACGCAUUAAUUAGCUGAAGUGUGUCUGUUUUCAAUGGAUUUGAAGGAUCUCAUUAUUUGUUGGACCCAUCACUUAAAGUAAGCAGUCAAAAGAGGAGCAGAAGGGAAGAAGGGAACAUCUUGCCAGACACCAAAUGAUGUUGGGACUGAAGAGAGAGCCACACUGGUUUGUUUACUCUCACUCGAGACACCAAAGUUCACUCAGAAUGAAUCAAAAGGCUUGGACGGGAGCUUCGGGACCAUAAAAUACAGCAAAGAGCACAGGCCAAAUAUUCCAAUGUUGGUUUCAAUGUUUGUCUUCAGGGAAUUGACUCCAUCAGCAAAGAAAACGAGCAAAAUCAACUGGAACCCAUGGAACUUCAAUCUUUACAGCAAAAGGGGCAAUCACUAAAAAAAUCCUUCUGAAUUACAGAUUAUUUGCACAUCACACAUCUGACAAAGGGCUACAAUCCAAGAUCUACCUAUAAUGAACUUGAGGACAACAGAACAAACUACCCCAUGGAAAUGCCGGAGAAGUGUGAGACAGAUGCUUUCCCCUAAGACCACAUGCAGAUGGCCUACAGGCCCAUGAUGAGCUCAUUGUCACUGGUCCUCAUGGACACAAAAAUCAAUGUGCCAUUGAGAUGCUACCUCACACCUGUGAGAAUGACCUUUAUCAAAAGGGUCAGAAAUGAUUGGUUGGCAGGAGUGUGAAGAAGAACUCGCUCUCAUUCUUUAUUGCUGGGAAUAUAAAUGGAUCCUUUUUUCCAACCUCUAUGGAAAAAAAUUAUGGAGAUUUUGAAAAUAAUAAUAAUAAUAAUAAUUAACUAGAGCUACCAUAUGAUCUAGGUAUUCUACCCCUAGGUAUCCAUCCCACUAACCAAAAGACCAAUUUUUAAAAUUUGCAUGCACGCCUAUGUUCAUUACAGUAAUAUUUACAAAUAGUUUAUGAGAUACCAAAACCACCAAAUGCCUGAUGACAGAUGAGUGGAUAUAGAAGAUGUUGUCUAGUUUCACAGUGAACUGUUCCUUGGCCAUUAGGAAAGAUGAAAUCUUGCCUUUUACUCCCACACGUGAGUGGAAUUUGAGGGGGUUGUACUAAGAGAAAAAAGUCAGAAGGAGAAAAACAAAUACCAGGUGAUCUCCCUCAUAUGGGUUACCCUCAAAAAAGAAAGCAAAGAAAUAGCCAGUGCUGAAGGGAGGCAAACCCUUAGAAUCUGAUCACAGAACUGAGGUUACAGCAAGUUGUGUUUGGUGGUGAGGGUGGAGGUGUCUGUGGGAUAAAGGGGUCCCGGGGACUGUGGUGAAGGGAGAUUGAUACCUUGGAAGGGGGUGUGGAACGGUACCAUUGAAUCCCUUAGUUACAUAUUUAUACUCAGUAAACACAUAUUACCUCAAUUAAAAAUAACUUCUAAAAAUGGCAAAACAAAAAUAAGUCACACCAGCAUUUUUCUUUUUUCUUUUGGUAUGUGUGUGGGGUGCUGAGGGAACCAUAUCCAGUGGUGUCAGGGGUCAAACCACAGUCCCACUCAUUCAAUACAUGUGCCCCUUACUUUGUACUAUCUCCCUAGGCCCUUAAUAAAAUUUUUUAAAAUCAAGAACAACUUUUCUUUAUCUCCUUCCCAACCCCAUCACUUUAGGACUUGAGACCCAAAAAGAUUUUAGAAUUGACCUUAUCCUGUAUCAGAAGAAUCUCUUAGACCCGCAUUGUUGGAAGAUUAAGAAAUGGUAAUUCCCCUUUUUAUGAGGUUUAUAGGUAUAGCUGUUUCUCUCAUCCUUCUUUGGGGUAUUUGAGUCAUCAAGUCCACUGGAAAGAAAAAAAAAAAGGAGUUUCUGUGAUUCAUAGAACUUGCCUUUUGAAUAGUCUUUUGUCCGACAGUAUGAGUUUCCGAGGAUGAGAGGUGUGUCCUUUGGGCCUUUCGUCAUUCACCUGUGGAAUAAAAUGCUCCCCUGUUUGCUGACCAUGGGACCAAGCUCUCUUCCCACACACCAUCCCCUCCACCACACGCUCUUGGCUCCGUAUAAGCGCACCACCAAAAGGAAGCACAUCCCAGAAUAUGGUGUACCCCACGAAAUGUGUCUCCUUUUAUGGGGACUGAGAACCCCUCACCAACCUUCUCCAUCUUUCCUCUCAACCUUCUUCAUCUUUCCUCUCACCUUUCUUACUCCCCACAGCCAUUUUAGACCAUUGAGACCGUUUAUCUUCUCAGAAACAAGGGAUUUAUCUAGAUUGACUGGCUGCCUAUACUCAAUAUUGGACUGAAGUAAAUGGGGAAGGAGAACUACUCGUUAAACCUACCACACAAAUGUUAUUGCACACAAGGUAAUUUUCUCAAAUGGAAAUGGCAGCAACCUUGAUCAAUUGAACAUUUAUUAUCAGAAUGAUUUGAUUUGAUUAAUUCCCAAUAUUAAAUGUCAACCAUUGGCAGAGAAGAAAAGCAUAUUGGCAGGCGGUGGUGCCACAAGAAUAUGUGGUAUGCUUUGAAAUUCUGUUGUAACUUUUUUAAAAACAGAUUUUCCCCAUGUGCUGUGUCAAUAAAAACACAUCGGAAAGAAGACAAGCUUCUAGAUUCUCUUCUGUCUGGAAAACGGGAGGUGUUGAGUUUCAUGUGGGUGUCAGGUUGUCGUCUAUGGUUUGGCAGACACAGCCUUUAUGGCCUUUGUGUAAUGUGACCAGUGGAAUGUUCUAAAAAUUAAACAAUCAGGAAACCUCAGUAGACGCUUCACAGUAGCUGAUUGCACAUGAAAAUGAAUAUCUGAAAGAGCAAGAUAUUUUUCACACUUUCCUCUGUGACUUGGCUUAUGUUUUUUCACUUAUCAGAGAGAAUCAGUUCCCAGAGAAAUACACUAAUGAUGAUGAAUUCACUAAUGAUGAAAGGUCACGCCAACUUACCAGGCAGUAAUAGGAAUGAAACAAAGAGUGCAGUGAGGGACAGGCAAGGCUGAUUACGUCGUCAAAUGCAAAAGUAGGUUCAAGACAGCUACAGUGAGUUCAUUGUAUGGAAUUUGAAAACUAAGGUAAUACACUGUUGCUUCACAUACUUGCCUGCUUGCUUUUUCGCUGUAAUUUACUGGAUAAAUAUUUUCUAAGAUGGGAAUUAGUAGAUCAUUUUGAGUUGUGCAAUAUUUAAAAAUAAUAUCUAAAAUAACAGGACAAAAAGCCCUCUAACAAUGAGAUUUUGUUCUGGAGCUUCUUGCCCUUCCGUUGUGUUAAUCAUGUAUGAGCAGUGAGUGAACUUCAUGCACUCACACAAACACACAUACAGACACUCCACCAUCACGACCACCAUCACCAAAUAAGCAAAUGUAGGUUGUCAUUUCAACCAAGAAUCUUGUCCAGAAACUAAAGGUUGAGUAAAAUAUCCCAGUGAUGGCAUCUUUUUGCCUAUCGCUCAUUGAUGUUACUAUCCUAUGUAAAUUUGAACUAGACUAAGAGCACUCUUGUGCAGUGAUCCCAGAGUAAAGCAAGGAGAGGUCAGAAGGGACAGACCCUCUGUCUUCUUGCUAACCUUCCCCACUCUCCCAACAGGGCUGCCGACUUGUCACAUGAAAGACUGACAGGGGAACAAGACAGGACAUUGGUCAGUGCAAAUGUGAUAUACAGUUGGUCUAGAAGGGGAUGGAGUCAUAAGACUUUGCCUCUGUUAGGAGAAUAUUCCCUCGUGACAACCAACACUGCAAAGCUUAACAAGGACAAGACCCUGUUAUUCCCGUAAGCAAACAUCUCUAUGCCUAUACAGGGAUGGGUAACUUUCUGCCUGUCUUAAGAUUUGUCAACAUCAAUCAUCCCCACUUUCCACCUUUGAUCAAGUCCAUCUUUGAUUAGAUUGUUCUUGCAGGCCCCACACACAAAGCCCGGAGGCCUGGUAUGCCUGUGCCUGAGAGGUUAAUGAGCUACAGAUACUGGACAGCAACAGGGAAUGAAAAGACCAUGGUGGUGGUGACUGAUCAUCCCAUUCAUUAACAUUAUAAAAGUCACACUCUUGCCAUCAAAGCUGUCAAUUGCCAUAAUAAUACCUCGAAGUGACCAAAUAUGAUUAGAAACUGCUUCACACUUUGACUUCAAGAAAUCGCCACCCCCAAACCCUCCCUGUCCUCUGAAAUUUCAUAUAUAUUCCACUCCUAAUUUUGCUGUACUCAUAUGAUCCAAAAAUUUGUUUUUGUUGGUUGGUUUAUCCUUCAGGGGUUGAGCAGGGAGGCACACUGGGUGAUGUUCAGGGGUUACUCCUGGCUCUGCACUCAUAAUCACUCUUGGCUGUGCUCUGGGGACCAUUUGGGGUGCCAGAGAUCAAACUCAGUCUGGCUGCCCGCAGGCAAGCACCUUACCUGUGUACUAUCUCUGUGGCCCCUGACCUAAGAAUCCAACAGAAACAAUGCUACUGUCUCUGUACCCAUACUCUGAUUCCUAAGUAGUAUAUUUUUACCUGAAUAAACUAUGUUUUCUCUCUAUAA
Sorex araneus (European shrew) is the source of this 8395-nucleotide messenger RNA. RefSeq names its product ST3 beta-galactoside alpha-2,3-sialyltransferase 5 (gene ST3GAL5). Gene Ontology annotation, molecular function: lactosylceramide alpha-2,3-sialyltransferase activity. Lineage: Eukaryota; Metazoa; Chordata; Mammalia; Eulipotyphla; Soricidae. The record is from RefSeq and is a predicted model, not a curated record. Bases 107 to 1363 code for a protein of 418 amino acids. The transcript is spliced from 7 exons.